Molecule: messenger RNA, 1245 nt
Organism: Adineta ricciae
Lineage: Eukaryota; Metazoa; Rotifera; Eurotatoria; Adinetida; Adinetidae
Source: the annotation of a GenBank genome assembly
AUGAAAUCGAGUGAUUUUGUUAUAAUUGAUGAGAUGUCGUCAUCUUCUUCAUCCUCAUUCUCGUCUUCAUCUAAACCCACAAUUGGUAAAACAUCAUCAAAUAAACGGAAACCUAUGUUAACAAUUGACGGUUAUCAAUUUCAAAUGAAAGAUUUCAAUAAAUCUAAAACUUUGAAGUUCUGGCGAUGUGCUAAUCGACUUUGCAAUGUUAUUUUACACACAAACCUGAAUGAUGAAUUUGUGAAAUUCUCAAAGGAUAAAAGUGACCACUCACAUUUGCCAAAUCCAGCUACAUUAGAAAUACGGAAUUUGAGAGAGCAAAUGCGAAAACGAGCUGAAAAUGAAUUAUUACCUUUGGAACAAAUUGCUGAACAAGAAGUACGACAAGGUCUACUCACUGGUGAAGCUCUUGCUGUUUUACCAAAUAUUCUUAAUCUUGGCCAUAACUUGGUGAAUAAUCGAAGAGUAAUGAUGCCUCCAAUUCCACAGUCAUAUUCUUUCACUAUUCCAGAUGAAUAUAAAAACGAUUAUCUUAAUAAGGAUCGUCUUUUAUUACACGACAGUUAUGAUCCACAAUUUUCUACAAAUGACUCAUUAUAUGCAUCACCUGAAGGAAGAAUUCUCAUAUGGUCAUCAGAUAUUCAAUUGAAAUUAUUAUUUGAUAGUGAUAAACUUUACAUGGAUGGAACAUUUUCCACCUCUCCACCCAAUUUUGAUCAGGUGUACAUCAUUCAAGCCAUUCAUCAUGAAUCAUGUUUGCCGGUAGUAUUUGCACUACUUCCUGAUCGAAAAGCAACAACGUAUAUUUAUCUUUUUCAUGUUUUAUUCUCGGAAGCAAAAAGGCUUAACAAAAAGUUCAAUCCGUGUUUACUCAUGACUGAUUUUGAACAAGGAGUUUCUCGUGCAGUUUCACUUAUGUUCGCAGGAGCAACAGUACAAAAGGGUUGCUUUUUCCAUUUUUGCCAAGCUAUCUAUCGAAAUGUUCAAUUCAAUGGUUUAUCAUCAACUUACUUAGAGAAUCUUAUGAUUCGUAGUGUGAUUCGACAGAUGAUGGCAUUGGCGUUAGUUCCUGAGGAGCAUGUAUUAUCAUUGUUCGCUGGUCUUGGUGCAGAACUCGAUGAAAAUGAACGUGAUCAAUUAAAUUCUCUAUUUACAUAUUUUGAACGCCAGUGGUUAUCAAAGAUCUCGAUGUGGAACGUUUUUAACAUUCGUGAUAAAACUAAUAAUUUCUCUGAAGGUAUGUAA